CCUCAUGUAACGCGCUCGGGGACCACGAACCGGGCCCGUGCUGCUGAUCCUCCCAGAGUCAGCGCCUGGCGCCGCCACUGUUGUGACUGGCGCGUGCCGCCCUCACUGCGUGAGUGAGCCUGUCAACAGAUGGCGCUGGGAGAGACGCGCCGAUUCAGCGUCACGUUUUGCUGAUUGCAACGACCUUGGCGCGAGUGGAGAAGGUUUUCCGGCGGUCCUCCCGACCGCUAAAGAACAGUCUGAGCCUCCGUCACCGUGGGCUUGUUACAGGCUCGAGCUAUUGUUAGCUGACACUAGGGCGGCAUACUUUUCUGAGCAAACAGGUCGCUGGCCAGUACAGCACAAUGGUUGCAGAUAGACAGGCAUUGGACAUUUUUACAUUCUUUCUAUCUCUCUCCUUAAUUUUUGAAGAAAACUCAAUCAUAUAUAGCCUGAAACUUGGAUGUCACUUGCAAGGUACAUCGUUUUGAGUUUUUGUGUGUAACUGUGGCAAAGUGGAUAUAUUUAUGUGAAUAUUGCUGAGAAACCUCUUGUAAGGAGCCACGUGGAGUUAAAUGGCGUCGGUCUACUCCUCCCGCUGCGCUGUCGCCGUCAGUUUCGAGACGCUGAACGAACCCUCGGCGACUGGCACUGUCGGCAUUGGGUGUGUGCUGACCCACCAACCCGUCAUGUAACGAUGUCCAUUUAAAGGACCGCAGGGCACGCAGGCUCAGCCCGUCAGCGGGCAAACACGGCACGAUGACACUGACAGAUAGCCAUAGGCCGCUGAAGAGAUUUCGCACAAUAAAGCUCCUCCUGCUGAAUAAUUCACACAUUGUAGCAAGGGUGUGCGUAAACUUGUUCAGAUUUCUCGGAGCUAUUUUCCAAGUCAGGCCGUUGGUUUCGUGCGUUGGCGCCGUGCGCUUUGGCGCAGUAAUUCCUCACAAUCACCAAACCGGCCGAUGAGUCAGCCGUGUCGAAUGCGGAUGAGCGCCGCCAUUGAGAAAGAUGCUCCUGCGAACUGUGACCGACCAAUCCAGCACGAGUGACAUGUGCGCUGGUCAUGCAUCGCGGAUAGGUUAUCAACGUCCUCCGCUCGCUUUUGACUUAUGCUUGGCUUUCUCAACCAUCGUUUUCGCGUUACAGGGCACGCUGUUCAACAUGUUCACCAUCGGACCUCUCCUGUACGGCCUGGCCAAGCUGGGUGCCAUGGGCUCCAGCAUGUUCCCGGCCUACGCCAACUACGACAUCGCCAACAUCAGUUUGGUGCAGAUGCUGACCUUCUCGUCGCUGAUCGUGGCGGUGGAUCCUGUGGCCGUGCUGGCCAUCUUCCAGGAGGUCGGCGUCAACAAGGACCUCUACUUCCUCGUGUUCGGGGAGAGUCUGCUGAACGACGCCGUCACGGUGGUGCUCUACAACGCGAUGGUGGCAUUCGCCGGUCAGGAUGGCGAGGUCAUCACCUACGACCAGCUACUGCUAGCCGUGGCCGCCUUUUUCUGCGUGUCGCUGGGCGGCCUGACCAUCGGCAUCAUCUUCGGCGUGCUCACCGCCAUCAUCACCAAGCACACGUCCGAGCUCCCCGUGGUGGAGCCGCUAUCUCUGCUGGCACUGUCGUACCUGGCCUACCUCUCAGCGGAGCUGGUCCACUUCUCCGGCAUCAUAGCCACUGUCGGCUGUGGAGUGGUUCAAGCACACUAUGCCACCAAGAACAUCUCCAAGAACUCAUACAUUACCAUCAAGUAUUUCGUCAGCAUGGCUAGCUCCACCAGCGACACCAUCAUCUUCAUGUUCCUGGGGAUGGUGCUCAUCAGUGACGACCACCGCUGGCACACGGGCUUCUGCCUCUGGACCCUGGUGCUGUGCCUAGUCUUCCGAUUCAUCGGUAAGUUUGCGUUGUACCUCCUCACAGCGCUGGCGAACCGAAACCGGAUGAACCGCAUCGGUCGGAAGGAGCAGUUCAUCAUGGCGUACGGGGGCUUGCGCGGCGCCGUCGGCUUCUCGCUGGUGGUCAUGCUGGGCGAUUGA
Messenger RNA from Pollicipes pollicipes, 2004 nucleotides. RefSeq names its product Na(+)/H(+) exchanger beta-like. Gene Ontology annotation, molecular function: sodium:proton antiporter activity; potassium:proton antiporter activity. NCBI's taxonomy places the organism in Eukaryota, Metazoa, Arthropoda, Thecostraca, Pollicipedomorpha, Pollicipedidae. Gene Ontology annotation, cellular component: plasma membrane. The record is from RefSeq and is a predicted model, not a curated record. Gene Ontology annotation, biological process: regulation of intracellular pH; proton transmembrane transport; sodium ion import across plasma membrane.